UGGGCGGCGGGGACUGGGAGGACUCCGAGCCGCGGAGGGCGCGACUUCUGGGCUGGAGCUGGGGGCGGCGGGAGUCCCGGCGGGGGCCCGGCCCGAGGCGGCGGUUCCGCGACCCUGCGAGAUGGAGGGGGCAGAAGGCCAUGGCGAGCAGCCCGGCCCCACCGAGCGGUCCCACCGAAGCAGCGUGUCCUCCGUGGGAGCCCGAGCCGCUGACGUGCUGGUGUAUCUGGCCGAUGACACCGUGGUGCCCCUGGCUGCGGAGAACCUGCCCGCGCUCAGCGCCCACGAGCUGCACCGCGCGGUCCGAGAGGUGCUGCAGCUCCCCGACAGCGCCCUGGAGGCCUUCGCGCUCUGGCUCGUCUCCCCUCUGCUGGAGGUGCAGCUGAAGCCCAGGCACCAGCCGUACAAGCUGGGCCGCCAGUGGCCGGAGCUGCUGCUGCGCUUCACCGACGCCCCAGACGACGAGGUGGCCAUGGAUGAGCCAUCCCUGCAGUUCCGGAGGAAUGUGUUCUUCCCCAAGCGGCGGGAGCUCCAGAUCCAGGACGAGGAGGUCCUGCGGCUGCUCUACGAGGAGGCCAAGGCCAACGUCCUGACCGCCCGGUACCCGUGCGACGUGGAGGACUGCGAAGCCCUCGGGGCCCUGGUGUGCCGGCUGCAGCUCGGGCCCUACCAGCCUGGCCAGCCUACGGCCUGCACCCUGAGGGAGAAGCUGGACUCCUUCCUCCCGGCCCACCUCUGCAAGCGGGGCCGAGGCCUCUUCUCUGCCCUCCGGGGCCGGGAGGCCAAGGCCGGGCUGGGCGAGCAGGGCCUGCUGAACGCCUACCGCCAGGUGAAGGAAGCCGACGGCGGCAGCGGCGAGCGCGAGGCCUCCCUGGGCCCCCUCUACCGCGCCUACCUCCUCAAGUGCCACGAGCUGCCCUUCUACGGGUGUGCCUUCUUCCAUGGUGAGAUCGACAAGCCAGCCCAGGGCUUUCUGCACCGAGGAGGACGCAAGCCGGUGACAGUGGCCAUCAGUCUGGAGGGGGUGCACGUCAUCGACAGCAGGGAGAAGCAUGUCCUGCUGGGCCUGCGCUUCCAGGAGCUGUCGUGGGACCACACCUCCCCCGAGGAGGAAGAGCCCGUCCUGUGGCUGGAGUUUGAUGGCGACAGCGAGGGCAUGCCUGUCAACAAGCUGCUCAGGAUCUACUCCAAGCAGGCCGAGCUGAUGAGCGGCCUCAUCGAGUACUGCAUCGAGCUGAGCCAGGCCGCCGAGCCCCCCGCGCCCCCGGACAGCGCGGCGGCGCCCCCCGCGGCCUCGGGCCCCUCCCCGCCUCCCCCCCAGCGGCCCCAGCUGCGGCGGCAGGGCAGCGUGGUGUGCAGCCGCCUCCAGCACCUCUCCACCAUUGACUACGUGGAAGAGGGCAAGGGGAUUAAGCGGGUGAAACCGAAGCGCACCACAUCGUUCUUCAGCCGGCAGCUGUCCCUGGGCCAGGGCAGCUACACCGCGGUGCAGCCCUCCGACAGCCUGGAGCCGAGCUCAGGAUGACCGCGCCUCUGCACCUGGCCCCGCCGUCCUCCCAGCCGCGGGCCGGGCCGCGUUAGGCUUGAAUUAGGCCGUGCGCGUGGUCCGUGAGUACUUGAGAGCGUGGCGAGGGGGGCACGGGCCCCUCUGCAGCCCGCCCUCCCAUCCUUGCUGCCCCCUCCUGGCCAGACGCACGCGCGAGUGCCCAUCUGGGGGUGGCUCUGCUGCCUGUGGGGGGCCGGGUCGGGGCCCGUGCCGUGAGCCCCCGUGUGCCUUUGCUCCUCUGGACUCCACACGUGCAUUCCUUCUGCCAGCAUUCCACCCACCCCGCCAAGACAAGUGGUCCCGGGGUCGCCGUGAGGAGGGCUGGCCCCUGAGCCCUGCGCUGGGCUACGCAGAAAUAACACUGUCCUCCCUGGGUGGCCUGGGAGCCGCACCCAGGUCUCCUGCAGGCUGGAGACACCGGGGAGACAGAAGGUGCCUUUUGUCUGCCCUGUGUUGGGAGGUGGCUGUCUUGGGGACCAGUAGACCCCUCGCUCACACUGGAUAAUGCAGAAAAGCCCCUGUCACUGCCCUCAGCCCAAGAGGCUCCCCUUGGCCUGCGUACCCCCGCACCACCCUUUCCCCAUGUGCUGGGUCUGGUUUUGGCUUGUGCAUCUGCUUCUGCUUGGGGAACUCUGUGACCUCUGGCAACUCGAGGAC
Perognathus longimembris pacificus (Pacific pocket mouse) is the source of this 2203-nucleotide messenger RNA. RefSeq names its product FERM domain containing 8 (gene Frmd8). Gene Ontology annotation, cellular component: cytoskeleton; plasma membrane. The transcript is spliced from 11 exons. Gene Ontology annotation, biological process: negative regulation of canonical Wnt signaling pathway. The record is from RefSeq and is a predicted model, not a curated record. Lineage: Eukaryota; Metazoa; Chordata; Mammalia; Rodentia; Heteromyidae. The coding region runs from base 122 to 1525 and encodes 467 amino acids.